Messenger RNA from Anneissia japonica, 3919 nucleotides. RefSeq lists its product as uncharacterized. Lineage: Eukaryota; Metazoa; Echinodermata; Crinoidea; Comatulida; Comatulidae. Gene Ontology annotation, biological process: carbohydrate metabolic process. The coding region runs from base 119 to 706 and encodes 195 amino acids. The transcript has 2 exons. The record is from RefSeq and is a predicted model, not a curated record.
AUUCAUUAUCAAUGUUUUCUGUAUUUCACAGAUUCCUUCUACUGCAACAGGUUCUGCAGGGUUAAUAUACAAGCGAUGUUCUAAAUCGAAAUACAUCGCUCUCGUGGUAGAGAUUGGAAUGAGCAAAAAACAAGCAAUAAAAGUGAUGUCAACAUUAGCAUCUUAUAGAAUCAUGAUCCCAGUCACUGUGUUUGUGUACAGCGAGUUCGCUGAAGAAUGGCCCGAUCUUGUCAAAUCCUGGGCAACGACCUAUAACAUUGGUCUACGUGGAACUCAUCCAUAUCCACCCGGAAAUUUUGAAAAAAUGUCCCCCAAUUGGAUCAGAGAAGCUGUAGUAAGCGCAGAGUUGCUUCUUCAUGAGCUCGGCAUAAUUCCAAUGUAUUACCUGUUUGAUUCGGUUGAGGACGAUAAAAACGUAAUAGAAGUACUAACGAAACGAGGAUUUAGAAUUAUACGACCAGAAUCUAAUUUCCCACCAAAAUUUAAACACACUUUAACUGUUGACAAUUAUUAUAAAUUCCGUGAUGUCGAGAGAGUUCCUAAAGCGCUGAGAGUUAUCUAUGAGCAAUUGAAAGCGGCAAACGGUGGAAUACUAAGCCUUAACACAAACCUUCCCGAUACUUUCAUGAACCUUGUUUUCUUGCUGGAUUAUUUAGUUGAAAAUUCUGGUAGUUCACUUACUUCGUUAGAUAACUGUAUAACUUAGAUAUACAGUUCAGCAUUUGAAAGAAUUUUUUUUUAAAGAAAUUUUGAAAAAACGAUAUAAACGAGUGACGUCCCUGCUAACAAUCUGACGUUGUGAUACAGUUUAUGUGGCACUAUGAAUACGUAUUUAACGUAAUUUCGAAUUGAAUAACGUUGAUGGUUUUCAUGCCGAGCUAACUAGUGUAUUAUACCUAGACCUCUGGUUCUUAAUUAAUUUGUUUGAACGCCAAAUUAUUUUAGAGUUGAUCUAAAAAACGCCAAUAGACAUAUAUCAGGAAUAUAACCUAAAUUUAGAUGUGUUUACGUCUACCAAUGGUCAUAAAUCAGGAAACAGGACUCUGCAGUCCUUACAAUUUUAACAUGUCUAUGAUAAAGUCUGGGCUGUUUUGUUAAAUUUUGCAGAGCUAAUAAGAAUACCUUGGGAGUUUUUUUUUAAAGUUCUGUUUACAGGGUUUAACUUUAGAUCUGAGUGGGGUAACCCCUAAAUCAUAGCACACAGUGAAGAAUAGGACCCACGGAAAGUACCCAGUGAUCGAUUUUUGGUGCUAUUUAUUCCAUUUAUGGCCUACUGUAUAUCAUCUUGCCCAUUUUUAAACACUCCGUGCACAUUACAUAGGGAUUUCAUUUUUGUCUUUACUUUCUUGAAAAUGUAUUCAUCGAACUUUUAUCAUGUUUUUUUUUUUCCAUUAUUUUCUUUUUCCUCACGGGGCAAAUCAAAUUGCCUCAGGCCAUUUGACCCGCGGGCCGCCUAUUAAGAACCAGGUGUCUAUGUCCUCACAAUCAAGUUUGUAUGUGUCAAAUACCAGUGAUGUGGAUUGGAUGUGAUUUGCCAUCAUUAUGCCCAUAAAUUGGCAAAUCACAGAUAAGUGUUAAGAGUGGUAAUGAUAAUGUAAUAUUCACGCAAAAAGGAUUCUGAUAGUUGUUUCGUUUAUACAACGUUUUCGCACUGGUACAAGAAUUGUUUGAUUGCAUAUGUUUCCUCAACGUAAAAGAAGCGUGAACAGAAGACAACUCAAAUCAACAAUGAAACUUUCGCUUUUGUUUUUACUUCGUUCUGAACAACAAUGCCGUAACACAAAGAAAGCAGUUUGUACAGCAUCUAGGCUAUGUUAUCCAUCAGAAAACAUGGAUUUGAAGUAUCUUCCGUACCUGUGCAAGCUGAACAGAGAUCGAGGGCCAAUAAAUGUUAAACAAGUUAGAUCACUGCAUUUCAGAUAUACAGUAUGCCAAAAAUUUGGGGAAAAUUAAAUUCAAAUUUUGAAUGCUCAUUUAAAAUGUUCAAACAAGUUAUUAAUUUCCAACUAGAAACAGAUAAAAGAAAUUGCUGAUUUACAGAGAUAUUACUACAAAUAUCCUAUGAUUACCAGUCAAUUUAAAUGUUUAUGCUAAAGAAAACAACAAAUAUAAAAUACCUAACUGGUAUACCUAAUUAAUGUAAACAGAGGUAAUUAUUACGCUUAUUAUUAGCUCAUUUUUUUUUUAUAAAUGCUUGAUAAUUCAUAGCUUGCUAAUUGCAGGGGAUGCUGGAGGGUGGGGAAGGAAGGUGACAGUGGGAGGAUUCCAAAGCGAAGGGGACUUAGCUGACGAAAGGAGGUGAUCGGGAUGAGGUGAUUUUUAACUACUAAAAAUUGUAUGUACAGCAAAGUGAUGUAAUGGAAUUGAUCAGCGAUGAUUCUAAAUUUAGUAGUACACCAUAUGUUUACGACCUAAAUUUUCCGAUAGGCUUUUUUUUUAUAAUGUUUCUAAUAAGUACCGUAUAUUUUAUGUUAAUCUUAUAUUUAAUUGUAAAGUCUGGUAAAUAAAUAAUGAAUUGAAUGUUGAUGCAGCUGAUUAUACACUUGUAGGCACAUUCCAUCAAUGAGGUUUACAAUAUUUGCUUUUCACCGAAGUAAUUUAUACGACAGUUGAGUAGCUGCAGUGUGUGCUCUAAUUUAUAGCCAACCAAAACCGUAAAAAAUUGCAGUAAUUCAGUAAAUCAGAACACUAUCAUCAAAUUUCGUACCUAAGUUUGGUUUUAAAACUAACGUCAAAAACUAUAGAAUAGCAAGAGUUCCGACUGCCGAGGUUUCUUUGAAACGGAAUCCUAUCUCGAAAAAUACUGCCACGAACAAGUGGUAGGCUUAGCACUUUUUUAACGUUUCAUUGCGUGCAUACAAAAUCAGGGCAGUCGUAUUUCCUUUCCAAUCAUUGAACAAAUUUUUGUAUCAGUAAUGUAAUUCCUUGUUAAUCAGAUAUAUUAUCAUCAUGUUCGUUAAACGUUAUUAUAUUAAAAAUAUAAUUGUCUUCAUUUUUCAAAUACUGUAUGUCAAUGUAUUGUAUUGUUUAGUCUUGUUAUUAAAAAAAACAGUUGUUUUACUUUUUAUUAAAUUGUUAUUUUUUUAAAUAGAUAGAUAAAAAUAUGAUGAUCAUAUUCGGAAGAAGCUCUUUUUAAAUACUUUGGCUCAUAAGGAUCAUUUGUGAAGUAGUGUGUAAUACUAUGCCUACAUUUAAUAACAUCUCGUAAGUUUAGUACAGGUAUUAAUAAUCACCUGCAAAAUCAAAAAAUGACCUUAGUAAUUGAAAAGAAUGACACACCUAAGCUCGUGUUAUUAAAAAAAAUAUCUUUCAGUAAAGCUUACUUUUUUGUGGUGCAUUACCUGUAGUUAAGGACCAUAUCGUAUCAACUAGGCCAAUCAUUUGUUUUAAAAAACAUUUAAAUUCUAUUUACAGUUAAAUGAUUGUCAAUAAUUAUAGAAAUGCUUAGCUAUAUUGCUUAUAUGCGUGUGUAUAUACUGUACAUUCGUUUUACCAAACCCAUAGGCCUAUAUGGUUUAAUGCAACACAUUACUGUUAAAGUCCUGAAUGCGCCACUGAAUAGGUAGGCCUAGAAAUCUGUCGGGUGUAUGGUACAACGAAUAUAAUUAUUGACAUCUUGACUUACUGCCUGAUUGAUUGAUUCAUUCAUUCAUUCAUUCACCGAUUUGAUUUCAAUAAUUGAUUUAAGGGGUUAUGUGAUCGAUUAAUAUAUUGAUUGAAAUAAUGGUUUAAAUUGUCUAGUUUGAUUUAUUUCAUAUUCAUUAUGAGAUCCGUGGAGGCCCUUACGAAUUGAUAAUGAUUUGUGCUAUGGUAUACUUUUAUAAGGGUGUGCCACCAUUUGAAAUGGAAAUAAAUGUUUCUUUAAUUGAAUUGCUAAUGACUUUUCUUGUUUACUGCAAAUAAAAAAAAAAUCAUAAUA